Messenger RNA from Octodon degus (degu), 2058 nucleotides. RefSeq names its product beta-1,4-N-acetyl-galactosaminyltransferase 1 (gene B4galnt1). Gene Ontology annotation, biological process: ganglioside biosynthetic process. NCBI's taxonomy places the organism in Eukaryota, Metazoa, Chordata, Mammalia, Rodentia, Octodontidae. The record is from RefSeq and is a predicted model, not a curated record. Gene Ontology annotation, molecular function: hexosyltransferase activity. Bases 430 to 2031 code for a protein of 533 amino acids. The transcript is spliced from 12 exons. Gene Ontology annotation, cellular component: Golgi membrane.
GCUCGCCUUGCGCGAGCCUCAGCCGCAGCCAGCCCCGGAGCCUCUGUGCUCGGCAGUGCGGUGUGAAAGCCGGGAGGCAGCCUGAGCCCUCCGGACCUCCAAGUGGGACGCGGUGCCAGGGAUCCCGGCUUUGUUCCCGGGGCCAGAGUGCAGCGGACUCGCAACUCCGUGCUCGCCCAGGCUGAAAGCAUCCAAGCGACCCCCGCGCCUCGGUUCACAAAGCCCGAGGGAGCGCGAAGGCGCGAAGGGCGGGCGCUCUCCAGAGACAGGAGGAGCCCCGUUCUCCCCGGCUUACGCCCUGCUCGCGAUCCGGCCUCCUUGGCCCCAUGAGGACCCCGGGGCCGAGGCUGAGAGCCCGGCACAGCCCGGCCCGAGAGCGUUAGACAGGCAAGGUGUGGAGCCGCUCUCUUCAGCCCACCUCCGCCCAGGAUGCGGCUGGGCCGCCGGGCCCUCUGCGCGCUGGUCCUGCUGCUCGCCUGCGCCUCGCUGGGGCUCUUGUACGUGAGCACCCGAGACGCGCCGGGCCCCCGGACCCGGUCUGCACUGUGGACGCGCCCGCGGUUCGCCCCCAGGCCAGAGCUGCCAGAGCUUGCCCCUGAGCCUCGUUACGCACACAUCCCAGUCAGGAUCAAGGAGCAAGCGGUGGGGCUGCUGGUUCAGAACAACUGCAGUUGUGAGUCCAGUGGGGGGAGCCUCCCCCUUCCCUUCCAAAGACAGGUCCGAGCCAUUGAUCUCACUAAGGCCUUUGACCCUGAAGAGCUGAAGGCUGCCUCUGCCGCCAGAGAGCAGGAGUUCCAGGCCUUCCUUUCCAGGAGUCAGUCCCCUGCUGACCAGCUGCUUGUAGCCCCUGCCAACUCUCCCCUACAGUACCCCCUGCAGGGAGUGGAGGUUCAGCCUCUGAGGAGCAUCUUGGUGCCAGGACUGAGCCUACAGGCACUGUCUGGUCAGGAGUUAUACCAGGUGAACCUGACUGCCUCCCUGGGCACCUGGGAUGUGGCAGGGGAAGUCACUGGAGUGACUCUCACUGGAGAAGGGCAGCCGGAUCUCACCCUUGCCAGCCCAGAGCUGGACCAACUCAACAGGCAGCUGCAGCUGGUCAUUUACAGCAGCCGAAACUACCAGGCCAACACAGCAGACACAGUCCGCUUCUCCACGGAGGGACACCAGGCUGCCUUCACCAUCCGCAUAAGACAUCCCCCCAAUCCCCGGCUGUACCCGCGUGGGUCUCAACCCGAGGGAGCCCAGUACAAUAUCAGCGCUCUGGUCACCAUUGCCACCAAGACGUUCCUUCGAUAUGAUCGGCUCCGGGCACUCAUAGCCAGCAUCCGACGCUUCUACCCCACUGUCACUGUGGUCAUCGCUGACGACAGCGACAAGCCAGAGCGAAUCAGCGGCCCUCACGUGGAGCACUAUCUCAUGCCUUUUGGCAAGGGCUGGUUCGCAGGACGGAAUCUGGCAGUGUCCCAAGUAACCACCAAGUACGUGCUGUGGGUAGACGACGACUUUAUCUUCACCGCGCGCACACGGCUGGAGAGGCUCGUGGAUGUGCUGGAGCGGACGCCCCUGGACCUGGUAGGGGGCGCGGUGCGCGAGAUCUCGGGCUUUGCCACCACUUACCGGCAGCUUCUGAGUGUGGACUCCGGCGCCCCAGGCCUUGGGAACUGCUUCCGGCAAAGGCGCGGCUUCCAUCACGAACUCGCGGGUUUCCCAGGCUGCGUGGUCACAGACGGAGUGGUUAACUUCUUCCUGGCGCGCACCGACAAGGUGCGAGAGGUUGGCUUCGACCCACGCCUCAGUCGUGUGGCACAUCUGGAAUUCUUCCUGGAUGGACUUGGCUCCCUUCAAGUUGGCUCCUGUUCAGAUGUCGUCGUGGAUCAUGCAUCAAAGUUGAAGCUGCCUUGGAUAUCAAGGGAACCUGGAGCAGAGACUUAUGCCCGGUACCGGUAUCCAGGAUCACUGGAUGAAAGUCAGGUGGCCAAGCACCGCCUGCUCUUCUUCAAACACCGGCUGCAGUGCAUGACUGCGGAAUGAUGGCCACGGAGGCCUUCCCCUGGCAGG